AGACAAAGAUCUUCAUUCAUUAAUAAUUCUGCAAUCAAAAUAAACGUUUUACAUUUGUUUACCGAUCUGUUUAGUUUAUAAGGCCAGUCAUCAUCUUAUAUCUUAAUGGGCGAUUAAAAAAAGAGGAUUAAUGCAAAUGACACAUGAAUUAUUAAUCCGUUAACAGAAUACAAACAUGUUUCUGCAAAACCACAGAUUUAAACUUUUCUUCAGGCUGUUGUUUUCUCCCCACAGACAGCUGAAGCUGAUGAAGGGGCAAAUGUAAUGAGAACAAAUAGAUGUACAAACAAUUAUCACAAAAGUCAUGUUAUUAAGUUUUAUACAUGAAAUAAUAAUUAGACAAAUGAAUAAAUUAAAGGUCAUUCCUGGAAAUAAUCUGAGACUGAGAUGCAUCUAAAUACUGUAAUCAAAUAACGUGAAGAUCGUGUAAAAUAAAUGUUCCAAAUGUUGUAAUUAAUCACAGAAUCUGCGAUUAAUCGAUUAAUCGAUUAAUCACUCAGCUCCGGUCUAAUCCCUUCUUCUUCUUCUUCUUCUUCUUCUUCUUCUUCUUCUUCAUCAUCUGUCCCCUAGAUAAUCUGUUUAAUCACAUAUUUGACCCUCCAGUUCAUCUGUCACCUCCUCUUCCUCUCUGUUCAGUCUAGUUUCACAUCUUUUCCAUCUCUCCUCUUUACUUUCUUUAAGUCAGUUUUCUUUGAAGCAAACUUCCACCUCCUUUCCUCUCUCUUCCUUUCCUCUCACCUCUUUCCUUCCUCUCCUCUCCUCUCCUCUCCUCCUCAGACUUUUGCUCUUCCUCCUCCUCCCUGACCCUCCUCCUCUCCUCUCCUCUCUCCUUGUAGGUGAGCUGUAUGAUUGGGCGCUCCUGGAAAUCACAUGGCUCAACCUUUCCAGCUCUGCCAGACGCCAUUUUGGAGGAAAGUUUGGAAUUUGUCGACCUGGGGAGGAGGAGGAGGAGGAGGAGGAGGGGGAGGAGGAAGUAGAGGAAGAAAAGAGGAGAAGGAGGAAAAAAGAGGAAGUGCGAGAGAAAGAGAGGAGGGAUUUACACUGAGAGAAGUUUGACACGAAUGCACCAGGCAGGCUGUGCGGGGAAUAAUAAUAAGUGUGCGUGCCAGUGCGGGUCCAUCCGUGCGGGCUGGGCUCGGCUGAGUUGAGGUGUGACACCUUGCUGAAGUUUAGUUUAUUUGCGGGAGAAGCAUCAGAGCUGCGGGGCGGAUCGUUUCCCUCCACCGCAGCAGCAGCAGCAGCAGCAGCAGCAGCGGGCGGCUCACGCAUGCACCGCACGGACACGCACUGUUUGUCUCAUGGAGUUUGGCGGUGAAGGCGACAGCUCCACUUUCUAACGCCGGUCAGCCUGCGCGGUGCACGCCGGGGCAGGGAGCCUCUCUGGCGGGGGGAGCACAGCACGGAGAGUCGCUGAAGGACGGAGCUCGUCGCCGGACCUGCUCGCUCUCUGCGGCGGUACUUUGAAGCGGGACUCCCGGCGGUGUGUGUCCGUGUCCCCCGGAGACCUGCGGCGGUUAUUUCUGUUGCCGCGUCAGUUUCUCUGACAGUUAGUUUGACGGUUGUUUGGCUCGGAGGGAACUUGGUGUCGUCGUGGAGGGAUUUUUCUUCAGCCCGGACUUGGAGCGCUGACAGCGGGCUUUCACUGGAGGGAUAAUCGAUAAAAACCGCCCUGUGUGUGGGGAGUGUAUGUGGCUAACACGGAACUAGCUCCAAACCGAGCCGAGCCGAGCCAGACCAGACCAUGCCAGUCAGGAAGAAAGAUGCACAGCGAGCCCUGCUGCUGCUGGAGGAGUACCGGGCCAAGCUGCAGCACGCCGAGGACCGGCAGCUCCGACACUCCAUCCAGAGGGUCAUUGACAUCUUCCAGAGCAACCUCUUCCAGGCUCUCAUAGAUAUCCAGGAAUUUUACGAAGUGACCUUAUUGGACAGUCAGAGAUGGGUGGAGUCUUCCAAGGCGGCGGACCCCAUGGCGCCCGUCCACCUGUGGGACUUCUCCAGCCUUCAAAGCACAACGGUGACCUCGGACACUCUGCCCAGCCUUAGCACCAGCAUCGAGAAGUACAGGCACCACGAUGAGGACUCGUCCCCCCAGGACCAGAGCUCCCCCCAGCUCACGGAGGAGGCGGUCGGAGCAGAGCUGGUCCAGGUAGCAGAGAAGAACCUGUCCCAGAUCCAGAAUGUGCACGGAUACGUCACCCACGCUCACAUCUCACCCAUGAAGGUAGCGUCUCUGGAGUGCAUCUUUGACGGUUCUUCACUGUUAGGACAGCACCUCCCGGAGCUCCCCUCCCCCACGCCCUCCACCCUCUAUCCCCACGGCGAGGACAGCCCCCUCCCCUCCUGCUCCUCCAACCCUUACCCCCCAAUCCAGCAGGCCGAGGCCACCCCGCCCUCCUCUCCCAUAAUCCCUGUGAUCCCAGUCUCGCCAAUCGCAGCCGAGACCACCAUCAUCCCUCCGACGUCACAGGCCAACCCUCCUCCGGUGGUGGUCAACACCGACAGCCUGGACACGCCUCCAUACGUGAACGGGACGGAGGCUGACUAUGAGUAUGAGGAGAUCACGCUGGAGAGGGGUAACUCGGGACUGGGCUUCAGCAUCGCGGGCGGCACAGACAACCCUCACAUCGGUGAAGACCCGAGCAUCUUCAUCACCAAAGUCAUACCUGGAGGAGCCGCCGCCCAGGACGGACGGCUCAGGGUCAACGACGUCAUCCUGAGAGUGAACGAGGCGGACGUCCGGGAUGUGACCCACAGUCGAGCGGUGGAGGCUCUGAAGGAGGCCGGCUCGCUGGUCCGACUCUACGUCCGCCGGAGGAAACCGGUCUCUGAGAAAGUGAUGGAGAUCAAACUGGUGAAAGGACCCAAAGGUCUUGGCUUCAGUAUAGCAGGUGGAGUGGGGAACCAGCACAUCCCGGGCGACAACAGCAUCUAUGUCACCAAGAUCAUCGAGGGAGGAGCUGCACAUAAAGACGGGAGGCUGCAGAUCGGAGACAAGCUGCUGGCUGUGAACAGUGCUUGCCUGGAGGAGGUGACCCACGAACACGCCGUCACUGCCUUGAAAAACACUCCUGACGUGGUCUACUUGAAAGUGGCUAAACCCAACAGUGUCUUCAUGAACGACAGCUUCGCCCCGCCCGACCUCACCAACUCGUACUCGCAGCACAUGGAGAACCAUAUCAGCCCCCCCAGCUUCCUGAGUCAGCCCCUCCCGCCGCCCGCAUCCUCGGGACGCUACUCCCCGACCCCCAAGAGCAUGCUGGGAGACGACGACGUCACCCGGGAGCCCAGGAAGGUGGUGCUGCACAGAGGAGCGACAGGACUGGGCUUCAACAUCGUGGGCGGUGAGGACGGAGAGGGAAUCUUCAUCUCCUUCAUCCUCGCUGGAGGACCAGCAGACCUCUGUGGAGAGCUGAGGAAAGGAGACCGACUGGUCUCUGUGAACGGAGUGGACCUCCGUAACGCCACCCACGAGCAAGCUGCUGCUGCCCUGAAGAACGCCGGGCAGACGGUGACCAUCAUCGCCCACUACAGACCAGAGGAGUACAGCCGGUUUGAGGCGAAGAUCCACGACCUGAGAGAGCAGAUGAUGAACAGCAGCAUCAGUUCUGGUUCUGGAUCAUUGCGGACGAGUCAGAAGAGGUCGCUGUACGUCAGAGCUCUGUUUGACUACGAUAAGACCAGGGACUCGGGUCUGCCCAGUCAGGGACUCAACUUUAAGUUCGGCGACAUCCUUCAUGUGGUGAACGCCUCCGACGACGAGUGGUGGCAGGCCAGACAGCUGACGUCACAGGGGGAGGUGGAGGAGGUGGGCGUGAUCCCCAGCAAGAGACGGGUUGAGAAGAAGGAGAGAGCGAGAUUAAAGACGGUGAAGUUUAACGCCAAGUCUCGAGACCGAGGGUCUCUCAAUGACAAGCGUAAAAAGAACCUCUUUUCCCGAAAGUUUCCGUUCUACAAGAGCAAAGAGGCGAGCGAGCAGGAGACCAGCGACGUCGACCAACAUGUGACCUCUAACGCCAGCGAUAGUGAAAGUAGCUACCGUGGACCUGAGGAAUACGUUCUGUCCUACGAGCCCGUCGUCCAGCAGGAAGUGAACUACACCCGACCCGUCAUCAUCCUCGGACCCAUGAAGGAUCGGAUCAACGACGACCUGAUCUCAGAGUUCCCCGACAAGUUUGGCUCCUGCGUCCCUCAUACGACCCGGCCGAAGCGGGACUACGAGGUGGACGGCAGAGAUUACCACUUCGUGGUGUCCAGGGAGCAGAUGGAGAAGGACAUCCAGGACCACAGGUUCAUCGAGGCGGGGCAGUACAACAACCACCUGUACGGAACCAGCGUCCAGUCGGUCCGAGAGGUGGCUGAGAAGGGGAAACACUGCAUCCUGGACGUGUCGGGGAACGCCAUCAAGAGACUGCAGCUGGCUCUGCUGCACCCCAUCGCCAUCUUCAUCAAGCCCAAAUCUGUGGAGAACAUCAUGGAGAUGAACAAGCGCCUGACGGAGGAGCAGGGCAGGAAAACCUUCGACAGAGCCACCAAACUGGAGCAGGAGUUCACCGAGCAUUUCACAGCCAUCGUUCAGGGCGACACUCUGGAGGAGAUCUACGAUCAGGUGAAGCAGAUCAUCGAGGAGCAGUCGGGUCCGUUCAUCUGGGUCCAGUCCAAGGAGAAGUUAUGAGGACCAGAACCGUCUGCUCCAUCGCUCCUCUCUUUAGAUCCUGUUUGUUUUAUUUUGAAAAGAAAAGUCGAACUGCAGACGGCAGCCCCCACAUCGCUCCUCCCCACCUCCUCCUCUUCCUCCUCCUCCUCCUCCUCCUCACACCUCCUCCUCCUCACACCUCCUCCUCCUCCUCCUCCUCACACUUCCUCCUCCUCCUCCUCCUCCUCCUCCUCCUCCUCCUCCUCCUCCUCCCACCUCCUCCUCCUCCUCCUCCUCCUCCUCCACCCUCCUCCCUCCUCCUCCUCCUCCUCACACCUCCUCCCCCGAUCAACGAGUCGACGCCGGCUGACCAGAGUGAAGUUUGAUUUGACAUUUCUGGCUGAAUAAGACUUUUCCAUUGUUGGGUUUCCUGACCAGCAGCGUGAAGCACACAGGAAGUGACAUCACACUCAACACGGUACAGCUCCUUAAUGUUUAAGGGAGGAGAACUAAAGAGGAGAAGAAGACGACGUGUCCAUGAAGUGGCGAGAAGAAACGUACAAAGCAGAUUUUAUCUUUUUGUUUGUGGGUUUUUUCCCUUUAUUUUGUCUUGUAAGGAAAAACGUUGACGGACGGCGUUUCAGUCUCAGGCAGCGUCUGUCAGUCGGAGGAAGGCGGAGACACAAAAAGCAAAACUUUGCACGUUUGAGCUUUAACAGCAUGUCAUUUAAAACCCUGUUUAUUUCCCAUCAGCCCCUUCACCUCAGCGUCUGAUGUCACAGCUUCUCUUCUGUUCUGCGAUCAUUACACUUUGUUUUUUUUUUUUUUACACUCGAGUCGAUUCAGUGUUUCUGUUUUCUUGCCGGUCGCUCUGCAGAUGUUCGCUGCGUGUUUUUAACCGUUUUUAAAGAUUAAAUUUAAUGUUGGGAUUAAUUCACUUUCUAAAACUCUAAUUUUCUUCUUCGAACAGACGAAGAAUCACCGUCUGUUGUCGCUUAAUGAGUUCUGAUUUUAUCGCUGAACAUUUUCGCAGUUUAGACGUUUAGCUCGACCCGACGAGGUCAAAGGUCGCAGUGUAGAUUAUUCUGCCGACACUGCAAAAAAACAUCUCAAGUAAUUUCUGUCAAAACGUUUUAAAACACAAUUUUCUUCUGAUUCUUUGAAAAGAGAAUAUCGGUCUGUUUGUGUCCUGAAGAACAAAAUCACAUCACAUUAAAACUGUUUUCACCAAAGAAGAAGAAACAUUCUGAUCACCAGGAAAAUUCAAAAUGACUCAAAGAUGAUCAAUAAAUAAAUAAGUGUCUCAGUAAACACGUCGUUAAUGCACUGAAGUACUCGAGGGCGUUAAUUACCUCUGAAACUGUGACAUUCAUUUAUAUUUCUGUUUAAUUUUGCUUCAUUAUCUCCUGAUUUAAUUUGAUUUGAUUUAUUGAUUCAUUAAUUUAGUACCAUGUUCAUGUCUGAACUCUUGUUCUUCUGCAUUCAGCAAAAAUAACACAAACAUUUAAUAAACAGUUAAUUAACAGUUAAUAAAUGUAAUAAUAAAAACAAAUGAAAGUAAAUUAUAUUUGUUAAAAAUUAAAACAGAAACAAAAACAGAAAUUGAUUAUGUCACUUUUUAUUAUUAAUUAACGUCUACUUUCAUUUUUUAAAUCACUUCUGGUGUUUUAAAUGCCGUGUAAUUUAUUUAUAGAGACAUUUAUUUAUUUACGUAUUUAUUCAGUUUGAUUUUGUCCGUUUCCCUCAUCCAUAAAUAUUAUUAAUCAAUAUAAAUAUAACAAACUCAGACUUCUCUUGUAUGAUGGAAAAUAUUCUUGUAAUUAAAUAAAUUCUAAGAAACUGAGAAACUUUUUCUAAUUACAGGAAAUAACGUGUGUAAUAAUUUACAAGAAACAUGAACAAUAAAACGAUCUGAUAGAGAGAAACAACGAUCAAUAAUUCUGUUUGUUCUUUGGUGAAAUCAUCAGUUUUAUGAAGAAGAAGAAGAAAAACGACCGACUGAUUUUAUUUGAAUCAUCUUCACACAUUUCAGGCUGAGCGACUGAUUCUAUCAUCGUGUGUUUGUCGAGCGGCGCCCUCUACGGGUCAGAACCCCGUCAGUCAGUGUCUUACAUGAAGCGAUGGAGACGAGCUGCCGCCUCCAGGUGUGGACAGGUGUGGACAGGUGUGUCCCAACACGCAGACGAUUAUUGUACAUGAGAUGUUGACAGAUAUUUAACCGGGGUAAACUGCCUAUUUUGUUAUAAUAAAGUCUAUAUUGAACUUUACUUCAGCACUACUACUACGGGAGUUAUUUUCUCUGCAUUGUUAAUCAUAUAUGAAUAGAAAAGUAUAAAGAUAUUUGAAUAUGAAUAUAUAUUUUUUCUUUUUCUUUGAUCACCACCUCCUCUGUCUUUUAAUUUUCUUUUUUAAGCAUAAUAAAAACUUAACAAGAAAACAGGAA
This is a messenger RNA of Acanthopagrus latus (yellowfin seabream), 7076 nucleotides long. RefSeq names its product discs large homolog 1-like protein. Lineage: Eukaryota; Metazoa; Chordata; Actinopteri; Spariformes; Sparidae. Gene Ontology annotation, biological process: chemical synaptic transmission; neurotransmitter receptor localization to postsynaptic specialization membrane. Bases 1742 to 4672 code for a protein of 976 amino acids. The record is from RefSeq and is a predicted model, not a curated record. The transcript has 26 exons. Gene Ontology annotation, molecular function: kinase binding. Gene Ontology annotation, cellular component: neuromuscular junction; postsynaptic density membrane; neuron projection.